Entrophospora sp. SA101 is the source of this 231-nucleotide messenger RNA. The record is from the annotation of a GenBank genome assembly. NCBI's taxonomy places the organism in Eukaryota, Fungi, Glomeromycota, Glomeromycetes, Entrophosporales, Entrophosporaceae.
AUGGAAACAAAAACAUCACAACAACAAAGUGUAAAGGCUCUUUUAUAUUUCGCAGUUAUUACAGCUCUCGAUUUAAAAGAAGAAGAAAAAUGUGAAGAUGGUUUGUCAAAAUAUAAUAAUAAUGCCGGCAUCCUUGGAGUAAUUUUAAAUAUGAACGAGCUAGCGAAACAGUUUGUAUUGGGGGAGGAGAGGCAAAAUAAAGCUGUUAAAGGAAGAAUGAAGCAGGAUUAA